Molecule: messenger RNA, 832 nt
Organism: Antechinus flavipes (yellow-footed antechinus)
Lineage: Eukaryota; Metazoa; Chordata; Mammalia; Dasyuromorphia; Dasyuridae
Gene: PGPEP1
Product: pyroglutamyl-peptidase I
Exons: 5
Coding region: 86-715 (209 amino acids)
Biological process (GO): proteolysis
Cellular component (GO): cytosol
Molecular function (GO): pyroglutamyl-peptidase activity
Source: RefSeq, a predicted model, not a curated record
CGCAGCGGAGCUCGGGCAGCAGCGGCAGCGGCGGGGUGGGUGUCGAAGGCGGCGGCGGAGUUGGAGGCUGGAGCCGGAGUCUGCGAUGGAGCAGCCGAAGAAGGCGGUGGUGGUGACGGGAUUUGGCCCUUUUGGAGAACAUACAGUUAAUGCCAGCUGGAUUGCUGUUCAGGAGCUGGAGAAGCUGGGACUGGGAGAUAGUGUGGACCUUCACGUGUAUGAAAUUCCUGUGGAAUACCAAACAGUCCAGAGGCUCAUACCUGCCCUGUGGGAAAAGCACAGUCCUCAACUGGUAGUCCAUGUAGGGGUGUCUGGCAUGGCAACAACAGUGACCUUGGAAAAAUGUGGCCACAACAACGGAUACAAAGGGCUGGACAACUGCCUUUUCUGUCCUGGCUCCCACUGCUGCGUAGAAAAUGGGCCAGAAUGCAUUGACUCCAUCAUUGACAUGGAUGCCGUCUGCAAGCGAGUGACCACCCUGGGUCUGGAUGUCACAGUGACCAUCUCCCAGGAUGCUGGCAGGUAUCUCUGCGACUUUACUUACUACACCUCCUUGUACCAGAGCCACGGCCGAUCUGCGUUUGUGCACGUCCCUCCACUAGGAAAACCUUAUAACGCAGACCAGUUGGGCCGAGCCCUGCAAGCCAUCAUCGAAGAGAUGCUGGACAUGCUGGAGCAGUCUGAAGACCAGAUCGACUACAGCCCCCAGCCCUGAGCAGGGCGUCGGCGGAUUGUCACAGUCACGUGGGAACGGGCCCCUCCUGCUCUGGACUCUAGGUACGCCCUCCAGCCCUGCUGCCUAGCACGGGAACUAAAGACGCAAGCACACAAA